AUGUGGCUUCCAAGUACAAAGGCAUCAGUAAUUAGAAAGGGGGGAGGGGGGAAUGGAUUGGUGGCAGUUGCAAUAGAUAAGGAUAGCAAAGGCAGUCGAUAUGCUCUCAAAUGGGCUGCCGAUAGCCUUCUAGCCAGAGGCCAAACUGUUGUCCUUAUCCACGUUUUGCACAAGACUUCUUCCCCUCUUUCUAGUCAGUACUCCCAUCCCCUCCCUCAUUCAUCAUCAUGCAUGCACACAAGCAGCCAUGCCAUAAUAUGCAACAGCAAUAUUCCAUCUUCAUCUCCUCAAAGAGACCAUGUCAUCAAUAUUACUAAGGAUCUUUUCCGUACCUUCCACUGCUAUUGCACACGUAAAGAUAUACAAUGCCUUGAUGUGCUAGUUGAAGACACUGACGUUGUGAAAGGAAUAACAGAAUAUGUGUCUUACGCGGCAAUUGAGAACCUAGUGCUUGGUGCAGCGUCAAGGCAUGGCUUUAUUAGAUUCAAGUCAUCAAGUACACCAAGCAACAUAUCAAAAGGGGCGCCCGAUUUCUGUACGGUGUAUAUAAUAUCAAAAGGGAAGAUAUCUUCAGUGAGGAGUGCUUCUCGUUCAGCAGCGCAUGCGUCUCCCCUCCUUAGCCAUAUACAGGCCCUAAAUAAUGACGAUAGUGCAAGUGAAACAAGUAGUCAGUUAUCGUCAAGGCGUAUGAGCUUCAAGGAUCAUAGAAGAUCCAUGAAACCUCACAGCUGGCAGGACGAACCCGCAAGGUCAUCACAAAUUGGAAAAACAUUGGGAACGGGGGCGGGGGGGUUGAGUGUAAGGUCGUCCUGCAUGGAGCUGUUAGGCCCAGACUCCGAUACCGACAUAUCAUUUGUGAGCUCCGGGAGGCCAAGUAGCAGUGGGCGUUCCUCCUCUGUCUUGUAUGACUGCAUGGACUCUUCCUCUGCUCGUAAUUCACGAGUCUCCACCAGCUCUGAUCGUAGCUUGGGAUCACUGCGCUGUAGCCUCGCUCUCCCCACUUCCCCCGGCCCCGAUAUUUCUCUUUCUUUCUCUCAGGAAAGCAUUGGAACCUCCUCUUUUUCUCAUUCCUCUCAGAACAUGGAUGAUGUAGAAUCUGACAUGAAGAGGCUCAAGCUUGAAUUAAAACAAACCAUGGAAAUGUAUAGUACAGCGUGCCGAGAAGCACUCACUGCGCAACACAAAUUAAUGGAGCUUAACUCCUGGAGAGUUGAAGAGGAAAAGAAAUUAGACGAGGCACGAUUGGCCCAGGAAGUAGCAUUGGCAAUCGCAGAGAAAGAGAAAGCAAGGAGCAAAGCAGCCCUGGAAACUGCAGAGGCAGCCAAAAGAAUCGCGGAGGCUGAAGCAAACAGAAGAGCACAUGCCGAAAUGAAAGCCCUUAAAGAAGCAGAGGAAAUGAGGAAGCUAUUGGAUAAUCUAGCUCAAACGGAUGAAAGAUACAGGAAAUACACAAUAGAAGAGAUUGAAGCAGCCACAGAUUCCUUUUCUGAAUCUCGAAAAAUCGGGGAAGGUGGUUAUGGCCCUGUCUAUAAAUGUUACCUUGACCACACUCCUGUGGCUGUCAAGGUUCUACGCCAAGAUUCUGCUCAGGGGAAAUCGCAGUUUCAGCAAGAGAUUGACAUACUCAGCUGCAUACGGCAUCCGAAUAUGGUGCUUCUUGUAGGCGCAUGUCCAGAGCACGGCAUACUGAUCUAUGAAUACAUGGCGAAUGGGAGCUUAGAAGAUUGCAUGAUUCAGAAGAAGGGCAUUGUUCUAUCUUGGCAGCUGAGAUUUCGGAUUGCGGCAGACAUAGCCACUGGCUUACUAUUCCUCCACCAGACCAAGCCUGAACCACUGGUACACCGUGAUCUAAAGCCAGGAAACAUUUUAUUAGACCACAACUUCGUAAGCAAGAUCGGCGACGUUGGGUUGGCGAGGCUUCUCCCUGCCGUGGCAGAAAAUGUGACGCAGUGCUGCAUGACGUCAGCAGCGGGAACAUUUUGCUACAUUGAUCCAGAGUAUCAGCAGACCGGAAUGCUUGGAGUGAAGUCUGACGUGUACUCUUUAGGGAUCAUUCUUCUUCAGUUGUUGACAGGAAGGGCUCCAAUGGGGCUUGCUCACCAAGUUGAGAAGUCCAUUGAGAAGGAGGCACUGGGUGAGAUACUUGACCCCUCUGUCCCCGACUGGCCUCUUGAAGAAGCCCUAUGCCUUGCCAAUCUCGCACUCAGCUGUGCAGAGCUCAGACGAAAAGAUAGGCCAGACCUUGGUCAACACGUACUGCCACAGCUCAAAAAAUUUAGAGACUUUGCUGAAGGGAAUUCCAGCCCAACUUUCUCUUGUAGUAACAUUAGUUGUGCAACAUCUCCACAUCUCAGUCAAGCUUCGUCUACGCCACAGGUCAUCAUCAUCAUAUUCAUCUUAGCCUAA
This is a messenger RNA of Arachis stenosperma, 2406 nucleotides long. RefSeq names its product U-box domain-containing protein 35-like. Lineage: Eukaryota; Viridiplantae; Streptophyta; Magnoliopsida; Fabales; Fabaceae. Gene Ontology annotation, molecular function: ATP binding; protein kinase activity. The coding region runs from base 1 to 2406 and encodes 801 amino acids. The transcript has 5 exons. The record is from RefSeq and is a predicted model, not a curated record. Gene Ontology annotation, biological process: protein phosphorylation.